Messenger RNA from Solea senegalensis (Senegalese sole), 1772 nucleotides. RefSeq names its product four and a half LIM domains 2a (gene fhl2a). Bases 93 to 932 code for a protein of 279 amino acids. NCBI's taxonomy places the organism in Eukaryota, Metazoa, Chordata, Actinopteri, Pleuronectiformes, Soleidae. The transcript has 6 exons. Gene Ontology annotation, cellular component: nucleus; Z disc. Gene Ontology annotation, molecular function: transcription coregulator activity. The record is from RefSeq and is a predicted model, not a curated record.
UCAGCUCGGCCACAGCUCCCUCCCUCAGUCUGCCACAGACUCCGCACAGGCCACACACUCCUCACACAGGAAGGACCUGACCUUGGGACAAAAUGACCGAGCGCUACGACUGCCAUUACUGCAAGGAGUCCCUGUUUGGGAAGAAGUAUGUCCUGAGAGAGGAGAACCCCUACUGUGUGAAAUGUUACGAGAGCCUGUACUCCAACACCUGCGAGGAGUGCAAGAAGCCCAUCGGCUGCAACACCAGGGAUCUGUCCUACAAGGACCGCCACUGGCACGAGGACUGUUUUAAGUGCUUCCAGUGCAAGCGCUCGCUGGUGGACAAGCCCUUCUCCACCAAGGACGAGCAGCUCCUCUGCACCGAGUGCUACUCCAACGAGUAUUCCUCCAAGUGCCAUGAUUGCAAGAAAACCAUCAUGCCAGGCUCCAGGAAAAUGGAGCACAAGGGCAACAGCUGGCAUGAGACUUGCUUCACCUGCCAGAGAUGCCAGCAGCCCAUUGGCACCAAGAGCUUCAUCCCGAAGGACACCCACAACUACUGCGUGCCCUGCUACGAGAAGCAGUUUGCCAUGCAGUGUGUGCACUGCAAGAAGCCGAUCACCACCGGUGGAGUGACUUACCGCGACCAGCCUUGGCACAAGGACUGCUUCCUGUGCACCAGCUGCAAGCAGCAGCUGGCCGGCCAGAGGUUCACCUCGAGAGACGACUUCGCUUACUGUCUCAACUGCUUCUGCAACCUGUACGCCAAGAAGUGUGCCUCCUGCACCACACCCAUCAGCGGUCUGGGAGGCAGCAAGUACAUUUCCUUUGAGGAGCGCCAGUGGCACAACGACUGCUUCAACUGUAAGAAGUGCUCCGUGUCUCUGGUCGGACGCGGCUUCCUCACCGAGCGCGAUGACAUCCUGUGCCCCGAGUGCGGCAAGGACAUCUGAUUCAAACGCGGAGAGAGAAGACGAACGCGUACACCCCGAUCGGACGCGGGACGAACAUGCAAUAAAUACUAUCCAAGCACAGAGUUAUAGCGCUGUAGCGUUACUACAGUACGAAUGUGAAUUGUUUUACGACACUGAAUUAAAAAUGACAAGCGGUGUUAUUUGAAUUUAGGUUUAUUGACGUUAAACUUUCACACUUUUGAGAAAAAAAAAACAGCAACACUGCACCCUGAAUGUCGCGUUUUGUUUUUGUGAAAUUUGCCAGAAUUACUGCUUUGUGCAUGAAUUAGCUUGACGCUGUAGUAAGUAUGAGGUGUGUGAGCGAGUUCUACUAUAACCAGAGAAAUAUUAGAGCUGCAUCUUUACUCGUAGAAAUGCUAAUCGUAGCUGUGCGUAAAGAAAGAAAUGUCAGGAUUGAUUGUGUAUGAUUACAGAAAGACAGAAAGAAAAGAAGAAAAAGAAAAAACAUGAGGUCAAAUAUGUAUCUGUUUGCAACUUUGUAGCAGAAAUUAAUUAUACAUUUAAUUUAAACAAAAAAAAAACAUUACGGAUUGCUGGAUCUGAGAUUAAAGGAAUUUAGAUUCAUUUAUUAUCACAAUGGUCACGCCGUGGUUAAUUUAAGGGAAGUGCAUAAUCACAAAUGAAUUUGUGCUUCAAUUAAAUGAAAAGAAAAAAAGCGAUUCAUUGUACUCAAUGGUUUAUUUAAAAGAAAACACUGUUAGUACAAAUACGACACGGGAUUCGACAGUUCAAAAACAUUGUGACAGUGUUUUUGUGAUGAACUUUGUUUGUCAACAGUUUUCAUCCUCAAUUCCAAAUAAAUUUAUUUCACAAAGAUAA